UAAAGAAAUACAGUCGUGCUCUUAGUUUUAGUGAAGAGUUUAGAUUUUAAAAAUGUUUCAUUUAUGCAUGAAGGACACGAAGAGAGAUGACGAGGAAGACCUGACUUUGGUUAUAUAUACAAUCAUAGACAAUUUUGAAGGCACCGACACAAAGACUAACAAACAAAUUCAACACACAGGAGUUUACAGACUGGCUGCAGUGUGUGUGCUCCUGCUGUUUGUUCUCCUGCUGACUGCCGUCACAGUGCUGUGGGUCAAAUUAGUUACAGAACGCAACCUAACCAAACAGUUAAAGCAGGAGAGAGAUCAGCUUCAGGACCUAAAUAUGCAGGACAAGCUGAAAUGGAAACGCUUUGGCUCCAGUCUUUACUACUUCGGUGAUUUGAAGAACUGGACUGAGAGCAGACAGGACUGCAUAGAGAGAGGCGCAGACCUGGUGAUCAUUAACAGCAAAGAGAAACAGGAUUUCAUCAUAAAAGAGCUGCAAGGAAGCCGGAAAUGGAUUGGUUUGAGUGAUAGAGAAGAAGAGGGAACAUGGAAAUGGGUGGACGGCACACUACUGACCAAUGGGCACUGGAGUUAUUCUCAGCCAGAUAAUAAAGGAAAUGAGGACUGUGUUGAGAUCGGGUACCUGGAAAGACAUACCUGGAACGACAGACCCUGCUUUGAAAAGCAAGGCUGGAUCUGUGAGAAGAGAGGUGAUUUGUGAGAAAUAAUAACAUGUUCACAAGUAAAUCAAGCUAAAGGCUUUCACUUCAAAUCAGCGAUGCAUCUUCCAUAACAUCUAUUCUGUGCAUUACUCUGCCUCCCUAUUACACUGCCCCCUAGUGGCUGAAUUUUUCCAUCUCUUAGUACAUUGUAUUUUUGCCACUUACAUAAUCAGCUGUACCACUUGAUCAGUAAGCUGUGAUGAUGUAACUUGUCCUUGAAGUGUGGUGUUUGUUUAUUUGUUUGUUUAAAUUCAUGUUUAUUACUUUUUUAUAUGAUUGUCAAUAAAUUCUUGAGUAAAAUUAAAUCUACGAGUAAAAAAAUCA
Tachysurus fulvidraco (yellow catfish) is the source of this 1034-nucleotide messenger RNA. Its product is annotated as CD209 antigen-like protein E. The transcript has 5 exons. Gene Ontology annotation, molecular function: fucose binding; D-mannose binding. Lineage: Eukaryota; Metazoa; Chordata; Actinopteri; Siluriformes; Bagridae. Gene Ontology annotation, cellular component: external side of plasma membrane. Gene Ontology annotation, biological process: biological process involved in interspecies interaction between organisms. The record is from RefSeq and is a predicted model, not a curated record. The coding region runs from base 53 to 709 and encodes 218 amino acids.